AAUUCAGCCACCAAAAGUUAGGGGCUACAUUUCCAAAAUGAAGACCCUCUAUAAUUCUAUAACUAUAACUUACCUAUCUUCACAUGCCCAAAUUAAUUAACCCACUCAAUUUCACACUUACACUCCCUCCCCUCACCACCAUCUUAAAACACAAAUUUUAGAACACCAAAAUAGAUAAGAUCACAACACCACCACCACCAAGAUCCUAAUGGCUGCAUCCACUACCACCACCAGAGUGAUGAUUGUUGUUACCCUAGUCCUCACAUUGGCAUGUUGUGCCACAUCUGCUCCAUCUCCGGCGCCGGAAACUGCUGCGGCUCCGACACCGGAGAGCAAUGGAUGCUUGAUGGCACUAACAAAUAUGUCAGAUUGCUUGACCUAUGUGGAAGAUGGAAGCAAGCAGGCCAAGCCUGACAAAGGGUGCUGUCCUGAGUUGGCAGGGUUGAUUGAUAGCAACCCCAUUUGCUUGUGUGAGCUGCUUGGCAAACCUGAGUCUAUUGGCAUCAAGAUUGAUUUGAACAAAGCCCUCAAACUCCCUUCUGUUUGUGGAGUCUCCACUCCCCCUGUUAGCACUUGCUCAGCUGUGGGAGUCCCUGUGUCCUUGCCUCCAUCACUGAGUGAAGGUCCUGCUUCAUCAAGUAUCGCACCAGGAGCCUCUAGUCCUUCAAAUACAAAUGCUCCUAGUCCUGGUGGUCCAGGUCCUUCUGAGGCAGCUUCUGCCAACCCUUCUGACAACAAAAAUGGAGCUUUAAGCUUUCAAGCUUCUUCUAUGAAUUUCAUUUUUGGCCUCUCCACUCUCUUUGUCUCCCUAUUCUUCUGAUUUUACACAUUUAUUUUCUGUGUCAUUAUUUUAGUGAAUCUUUUAUUUCCUCAUUAUUUCUCUAUGUUGUGAGCUACUAUGACUAAAGCUUUUGUUGUAAUUUGAUGCACCAUUCCAAUUAUUGUUGUCAUUAUUAGUAGUGAAUUACGACACACUUUAAUUAGGACCUUCUUUGCUUGCAUUAUUACGCAGAUCGACUUUUUCA
Messenger RNA from Cajanus cajan (pigeon pea), 1025 nucleotides. RefSeq names its product non-specific lipid transfer protein GPI-anchored 2. The record is from RefSeq and is a predicted model, not a curated record. Lineage: Eukaryota; Viridiplantae; Streptophyta; Magnoliopsida; Fabales; Fabaceae.